AUGAGAACCUUCAGUCUUGUGUCACUGGCGGCUAUUUUAAAUUAUCUAACGCUUCCAUCUGCCGUUGGGAGUGGCCCUGUCGCUAACGCUUCAAGUUACAAGUGUCAUGACAGGGUCAUUGGUCCGGUUACCUUAAAUGAUCAGAUAGAAAAGGCAUAUAGAGAAGCAUUAGAAGCAGGCACUUCACCUAACGGACUAAGGAAAGGACAGAAAUUUGGUUCAAGAUACUUUAAUGUAAUCUUAAAAAGAGGAGAAGAAAAUAUUAAAGUCGAAUUUUUUGUGGGAAUCAACUAUUUGAAGGAAAUUAUUUAUCUACAGGCUUAUGUCCAGAGCGUAUUGCUAGAUUGUUAUCCAACAACAGAGAGGCCUCAAUUAAACAUAAUUCUGCACUAG
Blumeria graminis f. sp. triticale is the source of this 393-nucleotide messenger RNA. The record is from the annotation of a GenBank genome assembly. Lineage: Eukaryota; Fungi; Ascomycota; Leotiomycetes; Helotiales; Erysiphaceae.